AUGUAUGUGUCUCCUCACUCUCUGAAGUUCUUCGACACUGCGCCCUCACAAGUCCCAAACUUCCCAGAGUUUGUGACUGUCUUCAUGAUUGAUGAUGUCCAGGUUACUUAUUUCGACAGCAACAUCAAAGUGAAUCUGCCCAAACAGAACUGGAUGAAGGAGGCCAAGGAUCUACAGGACUGGGAGAAAGAAACCGGAGCCCUUCUGGCAGCACAGCAAACCUUCAUUACUGACAUUGAAGUUUUAAAGCCGCGCUUCAACCAAACUGAAGGUCUUCAUGUGUAUCAAAGGAUGUGUGGCUGUGAGUGGGAUGAUGAAACUGGAGAGGUCAAAAGUUAUUAUCAGUUUGGUUAUGAUGGAGAAGACUUCAUUAAUCUUGAUCAGAAGCAAGAAUCGUGGGUUGCUCCAAAACAGAAGGCUGUCGUCACCAAACACAGUUGGGAAAAUGACACAGAUUUCAUGUCAGGAACAAAGACGUACUUAGUCGAGAUUUGUCCUGAGUGGCUAAAGAAAUAUUUGGAAUAUGGAAAGAGCUCUCUGAUAAGAACAGAGUCUCCUUCAGUGUCUCUCCUCCAGAAGUCCUCCUCCUCUCCCAUCAGCUGUCAUGCUACAGGUUUCUAUCCUAACAGAGCUGAACUGCUGUGGAGGAAAGAUGGAGAGGAGAUCCAUGAAGGAGUGGAGAAAGGACAGAUCCUCCCCAACAAUGAUGGAACUUUCCAGAUGAGCGUUGAUCUCCAACUUCCAUCAGAAGAAGAAAUGCAGGGAUAUGAAUGUGUGUUUCAGCUCUCUGGAGUCAAAGACGACUUCACUACUAGACUGGAGAAAACAAAGAUCAGCACCAAUGAAGGUUGGAAGCCACCCACAGAGUCUUCCAAUCAGAUGGUGAUCAUUGGUGUUGCUGUUGCUGUGGUUAUCGCUAUUGUUUGUGCUCUGGUUGCAUUCAUCCUUUUCAAGAGAAGGAACGCCAAGCGUCCACCCUCUCCUGUAGAAAACAAAGAGGUCGAGCAGCAGAUGCUUCCAGAACAAAAAUGAAUAAGAGCUGAACUCUUCUCUGAACAGUUUUGGAAUCAAGUCUUCAACAAAUUAAGGACAAAAAAAUAUUUUUUCCCUUGUAAAUUGCAAUUUUCUAAUGACAAUUAAAAAAAACCCUAGCAAUUCUUUAUAGAAAUGAAUAAGGAUUAACAUGUCAACAAGACUUACUUAGCAUGCAAACAGACAAAUGUUGUCCUUUAAAAGCAAACAAUAAAUAAAUAAAUAACACAGAUUGGAGAUUGGUUCAUUAAAAUGCUUCUUCUUUUCCAGUAAAAUAUAAAAUGGUUUAAAUCUGUAAAUAAUUCCAGAUGUGGUAAAUCUAAAGUUAAUUAAAGUUGUAUACUAUGUGAUGGUAACUUGUUUCUGCUCAUUGCAUUUUUGUUUCAGUUCAAAUCAAAUUUGUUUUUUUUCAUUGUCUGUAUAUUUUAACGCUUUUAGAGACACACUUCUCAAUUUGCUCCUGUGAUUUUAAAGAUAAUCUCUUGAAUCAAAGUUAAACUUAACUGUUUUUAGUUUUGGUUCUCGUUUAUGUUUUUGUUGUUUUGACUUGUUUGUUUUUGAUUGAUUUAAAAUAUUUUCUCUGUGUAGACAUUACUUAUAUAAAAGUUGGGGUUUAAUUACUUUGGGUAAACAAAUGUUCAGUUGAAUUUAUGCUUGAUUUUUAUUUGUAAAAUUUUUCCUAAAUAAACACUGUUGUAAUUCCA
Molecule: messenger RNA, 1736 nt
Organism: Oryzias melastigma (Indian medaka)
Lineage: Eukaryota; Metazoa; Chordata; Actinopteri; Beloniformes; Adrianichthyidae
Product: major histocompatibility complex class I-related gene protein
Exons: 8
Coding region: 1-1032 (343 amino acids)
Biological process (GO): immune response
Cellular component (GO): external side of plasma membrane
Source: RefSeq, a predicted model, not a curated record